This is a messenger RNA of Diaporthe citri, 789 nucleotides long. RefSeq lists its product as uncharacterized. NCBI's taxonomy places the organism in Eukaryota, Fungi, Ascomycota, Sordariomycetes, Diaporthales, Diaporthaceae. The transcript has 3 exons. The record is from RefSeq and is a predicted model, not a curated record. Bases 1 to 789 code for a protein of 262 amino acids.
AUGGCAGCCCCUCUGCUACAGCCGGUCCAUCUAGGUUUCAACCCUACUCGUCAAGAUGUCCGAGUCGCAGAACUCAUCCUCAUGGGGCUCCGGCUCAGGGCCAUGCCAGGCCACCUGCCUCCCGAGCUGGCGCUCUCCAUCCUAGCACACGCGGACUACCAGCCACGCACCAUGAGUUGCCGGGUUGAGGAGCUCGAAUACCAUGCCAACGACUUCUGGGAGCCUGGCCCCCGGGCCUCGGUCGCGGCCCUGUACCUGACGACCCAGACGCUACCGCCAUAUUUCCGCCGCGCGUCGCGGAUCACACUACAGAUGCGCAGCGCCGACCAGGGCUGGGCGACUUUUGGCGGCGACGGGACGUAUGAGAACAGCCACACCUGGUUUGAAGUCUGCAUCCUGCGUCCUCUGCCAAGUGCCACAGCGUCUGCGCCGCCAGGGGUCCAGCAGCCUCUUGAAGUGCAGAUGUCACAGACAUUCCGCAGCCCGGGUGACGCAAAUCAGGAACUUGAGCAACAGGGUUGGCGUAUAGUGAAUCACGACGGCAGAGACACUUGGAUGGUCCACCACAACAUCACGGCCUCUGAAGAUUGGGAAAAUUAUCGAGUCGACUGGCUAGCCGAUACACCCACUGACAUUGAAGAUCCGAGAGCUGUUGGUGAUGGCGAGGGAUUUCUGUCCGCAUUGAUGCCUGGUGACAAGAUUGCUCUUUGGGCCAGUGCAGAGCAACAAGCGUGGAUGAUCAGGGUUGCAGAGGCCGUUGUUGAGAUUGUGUAUGAAGUUUGGAUUUAA